GCUUCACAUUCCAAACGUCAAAAGACAUGUAAACAAAUAUUUGGAUCUCAAGUGGAAUGGAGAACGCACAAUGAACAAUACGAAUCGAUUACUUUUUGCGACGGUAAUUUUUGCUUGUUAUUCAUUUUGCCGAGCAGAAAAUGCCAAACUAACUGCAGAGUUAAUGAAUUCCGGAUUUCACAGGCACGUGGAGUAUAUCGUCGUAUUUCCAGAUUAUCAGGGCAAACAACAUUCAUUCCUUAUCAAACAAUUGUUACCAGCCAGCGUUUACGUUGACACCGAUCAACUGGACGAUUUGAAUCGAUUUAAUAAGCUCAAUUAUUUCGUUGACAAGAGUCUUAUUGAUGUCGAGAAGCCAACGGAAAAAUCCGAACCAUUCAACAUUCAUCUAUUUGGCAACACCGCUUUUUUGCAAACGAUAUCGCUUCCAAUACACUUUCGAUAUCAUGCACCGGGCAAUAAAAGUUUUGUAACGGUGAACAUAGCCUAUCCAGAACUUUAUGUGGAAGUGGAUGACGAUCUACCGGUGACAAAUGCCUCAAAGCCGGUUUGGAUGCUAUGCAAAGAUCUACGGCAUCGAUGCCAAUAUGUACAAGUGGAGUAUGAUAACUUCUCUCGCAGGCCGAUGACUGCAAGCAUUCCAAUCGGAAAUGCCAAUAUGAGCGGCACAGUAACAGUAUUCACAAUUGCAUUGAGCUGGAUAGCGUGUAUAUAUCUCAUUUUUGUUAUACGAAAGAGGUAUUUCGCAAUCAGACAUAAAUUGGAACCAAAUCGAACAUUCAAUCAAAAACAGAAAUAAAGAUAGACAUAACGAA
Sitodiplosis mosellana (orange wheat blossom midge) is the source of this 815-nucleotide messenger RNA. It is a transcript of the gene PIG-X, whose product is annotated as phosphatidylinositol-glycan biosynthesis class X protein. Lineage: Eukaryota; Metazoa; Arthropoda; Insecta; Diptera; Cecidomyiidae. The transcript has 5 exons. The record is from RefSeq and is a predicted model, not a curated record. Gene Ontology annotation, biological process: GPI anchor biosynthetic process. The coding region runs from base 71 to 799 and encodes 242 amino acids. Gene Ontology annotation, cellular component: endoplasmic reticulum membrane.